Dioscorea cayenensis subsp. rotundata (Guinea yam) is the source of this 2494-nucleotide messenger RNA. RefSeq lists its product as uncharacterized. NCBI's taxonomy places the organism in Eukaryota, Viridiplantae, Streptophyta, Magnoliopsida, Dioscoreales, Dioscoreaceae. Bases 75 to 2339 code for a protein of 754 amino acids. Gene Ontology annotation, molecular function: protein binding. The record is from RefSeq and is a predicted model, not a curated record. The transcript has 17 exons.
UCGCCCGCCAUUUCUCCCCCAAAAAUUCUAGGGUUUCUUCAUCUCUUCUCAUCCGAUUCCAUUGUUUCCCUUCAAUGGCUCACAGUCUCCGACGAUCUGCCAUUGUUCAUAGGUUUCUCCUUCGUCAUCUCAUCUCAGAUUCAUUGCCAAGGAGGUUGUUUUCUCAUAGAAUUGGUGUGUCUUUGAUCCGUCAAUGUUCGUUUGUAAGUGAUGUGAAUAUUGGAAUGAAGGAUCAUACCCGCAGGUGUUCAGGGUUAUCUGAAGUGCAACCUACUUUGGCUCCGCAGGCACAAGUUUUGAACUUCAUUAACGCAAUGUUUUCUGAGGUAGAAGGAACAAAUCAUCGUUGGUUGAAUAAAAUACACAAUGAAAAGUUAUCUUUUAACAAAGAUGGAAGUCUCAUAGUGUUCCUGAAGACCUGCGAGCUGAACUCCACACUAUGUGACAAUCGGGAAGUUGUUGCAAUCCUUGAAAGAGCAAAAUUGCUACAGCAGAGGUACCGAGGACUUAGUAUUUUUUGGUUGCUAAGUGUUAAUUCAGUCAACUCCAUAGCCAUUCAAACUCAGAUCACUCAAGCUAUAAUGGAGAAUUAUGUUACAUUUCCUAUUUUGUUAUUUGACAAGGAUUUUCCUGAGAUGUUAAAUGGUGGGUGCUACUUGUUGUUUGAAGGUUCUAGGAAUCGUUUCCUCCACCAUAAGCUGGAUGUGGAUAUAGGAAUCAUUGUUAAAGAGAUUGAGGAAUUUUAUUCCUUAAAUAAGAGUGGUUCUGUGAUGGUUCAGAAUCCUACUGUUAGUGGAACACCACAUCGAGAUGAGGUUAAGGAGCCUUGCAUAUAUCCUAUGAUGAAAAAUUUACUUUUGUCCUAUCCUGGGUGUAUCUCUGUAGAUGAGAAUGGUGGCCGCGCAUUCAUUUCUGAUUGCAAUAAUCAUCGGGUUAUCAUAGCUGAUGAAGAUGGGAAGAUUAUUGAUUGUAUUGGUUCUUCUCCUGGUUUUGAGGAUGGUGAAUUUGAAUCGGCCAAGUUGUUUCGCCCUGCGGCAUCUGUUUUUGACAAUGCUGAAAAUUCCUUAUACAUUGUCGACUCUGAGAAUAAUGCAAUAAGGAGAGCUGAUAUGGAAAGAAGGGUGCUGGAGACAGUUUACCCUGUUCCUGUUCAAAAAUCAAGUAGGAUAUGGAGCUGGAUCAUGGACAUACUUGGAUUUCAAAAAGAAAGUGCUCUGACAUCUGAGGUAGUUGAUUUAGAUGGAGUUACUUUACCUUGGCAUUUGGUGAAGUUAGGGGGUGAUGAUCUUCUGAUUAUAAAUCGCAGUUUUGAAAUGGCAUGGAUCAUGGACAUGAGUACUGGGGAAAUCAAAAAGGUUGUAAAAGGGACAAAAACCAUUACUGAGAUGUAUGGGCACAUGAUAUUGGAGAGAGUUCCCUCAUUCAAGGAUGUUUGUUGGAAUUCAUUUCAACAAAGGCUUGUUCAUUAUUUCUCAUUAGAGGGGAUUCCAUAUGCAAGCUUGAUGUCAUCAAUUGCAAGUUUUAAUAACUAUACAGUGUUCUGUGAUGCAGCUGCUCAGAAGGUUCUAAAGUGUCAUAGAGAAUCAAGACAAGUGGAAUGUGUUCAAUUUUCAAACUUGCGGAUCCUUGGGCUACCAUAUUGGUUGGUUUCUCCUCCAGAGAGAAUUUUUAGAAGUGGAAAUUCAUGCUAUCAGUGGAAUGAGCAUCUCCGUCCAUUCAGUGUACUACCAGGAAGGUGCAACAUAAAGGUGAACGUUGACAUCCCAAUGGAAACAGAACUUAUUGCACCUUUAGAUGAAAAUUGUAUUUGGCGUCAAGCAAGAGGAUCUGCUGCUGAAUUGUCUAGACUAGAUGGACCUGCUGCUGGCUCUGAGAAGGUUGGUGUUGCUCAACAAUGGUUUGAUGAAUUGGAUAACCUUGCCUUUUCUCGGCCUGAGGCUGACUUAAAUCCUGAAGAAGAAGAAAAAUCUUCUAGUAAAUGCAGUCAAGAUAGUGAUAAGGUGCAUUUCAAUUGCACUGUCAAUGUCAGUCCUGGUAUUGGUGAGGUGGUUGUUUCCGCGGUUCUAUAUUUGAAGCUAAAGAAAGCACAUGGAACCGGAGGACAAAACUUCGAUUCAAUGAGGGUGCUUGGUUUGAAGAGCUACGGUAGUAUAAAACCGGAAGAGGAGGUAUGCAUGAAGUUGCUUUCGGAUACAUGCGGAGAUCUGCAGGAUAUCGUCUUUAUGAAACCUUUGCAUCUGAGAAUAAAAUUGGAUUGUGGUGACCACCCUUCUGCAGAUACACAGAAGGAGAUCAUCUCCACUGAAACCAACUUAGAAAUCUCUAUUUCACUAGAUUAACAAGCUUUCUAAUUGACUUUCUAUGAUCCUCUAUGCUUUGAAUUAGAAGUUUUUUUUUUUUUUCAAGUGUCAUUAUUUAUACCAAUUGUGCUUUGUUAAAGGUAAGAGUGAUUGUAAAAAUGAAGUUUAGAACUAUGAAAGAACUCUUAGAGGCU